Messenger RNA from Setaria italica (foxtail millet), 1534 nucleotides. Its product is annotated as GDSL esterase/lipase At1g33811. NCBI's taxonomy places the organism in Eukaryota, Viridiplantae, Streptophyta, Magnoliopsida, Poales, Poaceae. The transcript has 2 exons. The record is from RefSeq and is a predicted model, not a curated record. Gene Ontology annotation, molecular function: hydrolase activity, acting on ester bonds. Bases 44 to 1396 code for a protein of 450 amino acids.
GAUGAGAGCAUGAGCAUGCACGUAGCAGUAGAGAUCGCCGGAGAUGGACUGCGGGAGGCUCGCGCUCGUGGUGGCGGUGGCGGCGGCGGCGAUGGCGUCCUGCGCCGUGGAGACGAGGGGCGUGGCCGCGUCGGGCGCGCCGUCGCCGUGCAUGUACAUCUUCGGCGACUCGCUGGUGGACAACGGCAACAACAACAACAUCCUGAGCCUGGCGCGGGCCAACUACCGGCCCUACGGCAUCGACUUCCACGAGGGCCCCCCCGGCCGCUUCACCAACGGCCGCACCAUGGUCGACUUCCUCUCCGACAUGCUCGGCCUCCGCCCGCCGCUCGUCCCGCCCUACGCCACCGCGAGGCCCGCCGACCUCCCCCGCGGCGUCAACUUCGCCUCGGGGGCCUCCGGCGUCCUCGCCGAGACCGGGAACAACCUGGGCGGGCACUACCCGUUGUCGGAGCAGGUGGACCACUUCCGGGCGGCGGUGGCCGCGAUGGGGAACUCGUCGGCGUUCCGCGGCAGCGCGGCGAGGCUGGCGGAGCACCUGGGGCGGUGCAUCUUCUUCGUGGGGAUGGGCAGCAACGACUACCUCAACAACUACUUCAUGCCCAAUUACUACGACACCGCGCGGCGGUACAGCCCGCGGGACUACGCCGCGCUCCUCCUCCAGGGCUACGCCGCCCAGAUCACCGAGCUCUACGGCCUCGGCGCCCGCAAGUUCGUCGUCGCCGGCGUCGGCCAGAUAGGCUGCAUCCCCUACGAGCUCGCCAGGAUGAACAACGACAACCAGCCCGACACCCCCUCCUCCGUUGGUAGCGAAGACAUCGCCAUCUCCAUCGGCAUCGGCGGUGGCGGUGGCGGUGGCGGUGGCGGUUGGGGUGGCGGCAUCGGUGUUGGGAGAUCAUCGUCGACUUCAUCAAACCCAAACGGUGGCAGCGGCAGCGGCGGCGGUGGAAGCUACAGUGCGACGAACCCGACCCUGACGCCUGCAGACGCCGGCAGUGGUGGCGCGUGCAACGAGACGAUCAACAGCGCGAUCGCCAUCUACAACCGCGGCCUGCUGGACAUGGUGAAGCGCUUCAACGGCCGCGGGCCGCAGCAGCUGCGCGGGGCCAGGCUGGUGUUCCUCGACACGGUGCAGAGCGGCAAGGACCUCGCCGCCAACGCCGCCGCGCACGGGUUCACGGUGCUGGACCGCGGAUGCUGCGGCGUGGGGCGGAACAACGGGCAGAUCACAUGCCUGCCGCUGCAGCGGCCCUGUGACGACCGGAGCGCCUACAUGUUCUGGGACGCCUUCCACCCUACGGAGGCGGCCAACAGGAUCUACGCCGCCAAGGCCUUCGGCUCCAACUCCACCGCCGAGGCGUACCCCAUCAACGUCAGCAAGCUCGCUGCCAUGUGAACGUGCAUGCGCCAUCUCGGCUCCGAAUCGAUCCACCCAAUAAUUUCGUUUCAAUUUAUAUGUGCUUGUUUUAAUGGACUGGUUUGCUGAUAUACAUGUGCACGUUAUGUUAUAACGGCCUAUUGCAACGUACAAAAA